Didymodactylos carnosus is the source of this 423-nucleotide messenger RNA. NCBI's taxonomy places the organism in Eukaryota, Metazoa, Rotifera, Eurotatoria, Philodinida, Philodinidae. The record is from the annotation of a GenBank genome assembly.
AUGUCAAGCGCUAAUUAUCAUGAGUCGCCUCCAGCGCCACAGGGAAUUUCAUGUCGUCCUGUAUACGUCACAACGCUGGCCGGUGUUUUAAAAUUCUUUGAAAUUUUUUGUGAUAUACUUGCGUUAAUUCUCGCAGGUGCAGCACCAGUCUACGACGAAGUUGUCGGUCAUCGAGGAUUUUUUAUAUUUGUGGCUGCUGUGGCAUUGAUAAUCUCGUUCAUUCUAUUGAUCGCAUGUAUAUUAAACGUAAAUAAUGUCCGCUGGCCAGCAAAGUAUAGUGGUGUGUAUGGUGCAGCUACAUUUUUUGGUUUUGCAGCAUUUGCAACCUAUUUAUUUGAUGGCAUUAAUCGGUUUCGUCUAUCUCGUUCUGGUGGCAAUACCGAUGGAAAUCCGCCUCAAGCAGGCCGGCAGGGAACAUAUUAA